Molecule: messenger RNA, 2198 nt
Organism: Moneuplotes crassus
Lineage: Eukaryota; Ciliophora; Spirotrichea; Euplotida; Euplotidae
Source: the annotation of a GenBank genome assembly
UAAAUUUAGAUUUAUCACCAAAGUAGCAAUGGAUGCUAAGAUGACAGAUAACUCUGCCCCAAAUAAGCCACAAGAGACAAAUAUGAUGCCUAUGGAGUUUGGGACCAACAAGUAUAAACAAAAGAAGGGAGACACAGGUGGACAUCAGAGAGAAGACUACAAGAAAGCCCUACACACUGGCCAUUUUCAAGAUGCUUCCAAUAAACAGGAUAUCCAUGAAGAAAGAAUUAAUGCUAAGGAUCUUUAUAAGAUGCAAAAGCAGCAGGAAAAGGAAAACAGUAAAAUGGAGGCAGAAAUACUUGAUUGGAAAAAGAAGGAAGACCAAUUUGAGUUCAAACAGAUGGUUCUCAGAUCCAAAAUCAGGCUUGAAGACAAUCGCCCUCAACCUAUAGACCAUCUCGCCAAGCUCUACUUGAUUCUGGAUGACCAUAUUGAGAUUCCUGGGGAUAUCCAAUCAGAUAAAGUUCGCUUGCCGUUCAAAAUAUUUGAAAAGCUCAAAGUAGACGAACUAGUCACUCUCAAACAAGACCUUGAGGUCUACCUUGAAGCAGAGAGUGACUCCAGUAUUCAUGAUGAAUACUGGACAUCCAUAAAGCAGCUAUACGACAUCAAGAUAAUGGCUCUAAACGAUGAAAACUUCUCAAUUGACCAAGAAAUUCUGCAAGAGAUCCAAAAGCUCAUCUCAGAAAAAUCAGUCGGGGAGUUGAGUCUGAUCCAGAGAGACAUUGAAAACAACAUGGAAGACCCUGAGUUCAUCGAAGAGAUAGAUUACUGGCAUACAUGCAUCACAAAGAUUAGGGAAAGGAUCUCAAAAAUGAAGCUAGACAAUCUCUAUCUCCACUUUGUGACUCAAAAUUCAACCAAAAUAGAGGAAGCUGUCAAGAAAGCACAGGAAGAAAAGGAGAGGAUCACUAAGGAACAACAGUCCCUUGCUUCCUCUAUGAACACUGAGAAAGCUAAGGAAUAUAUUGAGAAGUUGCAGAAAGAACUAGAGGCUCUGAAGAAGGCUCAGGAUAGUCAUAACAUGCAGGUACCUACAGCUGCUAGUAUUGAUCACAAAACUCCUGCGAAUGUGAGGUUCGACUUGAACGAUACCUUCUCGUACAACAACAUGGACUCUGCUUCCAUCCCUCAGCUCAAAGAGGAAGAAGAUAAGGAUUAUGAAGAAGACGAGAAUGAGUUCACUGAGGAUGUCAUUUUCUUCAAAGGAAUGGAGUACUCAUGGAGUGGCAAAUACAAGCCUAGAAAGCCAAGGUUCUUCAACAGAGUAAAGACAGGGUAUGAAUGGAAUGCCUACAACAAGGCUCAUUUCACUAUGGAUGAUCCACCACCUAAGAUUGUACAGGGGUACAAGUUUAAUAUAUUCUACCCUGAUUUGAUCAACAAGCAAGAAACUCCACAAUAUUUCCUCGAAAAUUGUGAAGACCCAGCCAAGAUUAGGAUCAUUUUCAGAGCUGGUCCUCCUUACGAAGACAUAGCAUUUGAAAUCGUCAAUAAAGAGUGGGAAAUUGGAGAAAGAAAUGGGUUUAAGUGUGAAUUUGACAGAGGAAUUUUGCAUCUAUACUUUAACUUUAAAAGACAAAGAUUCGCAUAAAAUAUACAUCAUAACGUUCAUAAUUCAGUUUUAAACACCUUAGACCACCUUUGAAACAUGUUGUCUCCACUUUUAAACAUACUUUCAACUUCUUUUCCGAUAUCAUAAAUUCUCAAUUCCUUUUGUCUGAAUAUCUUCCUGAGCUCUGGAGAUUUGACUAGAGCUACAUUCAUCUGAUCGCUCGUAAACAGCUCAUGGGAUAACAAGUACAUCCAGAGGGUAGACUUGACUUCUUCUACAGGUGCUGAUCACGGUAAGCUUAGCAAUGAGAGCAGUUCAUCUCACCUAUCUUGAGCUGUCACUACUCUGAAGAAGGAAUUCAAGGUACCAUGUUUAGCAUUCAGGGAAUUCUUUUUCCCAGCUUCAUAAGUCAAAGCAAGGGAAGUCUCCUGCUCUCUGAACGGUACUGUUACAGAGCUUGCAACAGAGCCUGUAAGGGAGUAUAUCGAAGAAUCUUGUGAUGACCCAACCUCAGUAUUUGGAGACAUCAAUUUCUGAUAAAAUUUCCCUGGGAAUGGGUUCGCAAGAAAUUUUAAAACAUGUGACAUAUCAAAUUUUUGAUAAACAGAAGUGAUUCUUUUCAAAUCAUAGCAUCAGAAAAAUA